Molecule: messenger RNA, 2474 nt
Organism: Brassica rapa (field mustard)
Lineage: Eukaryota; Viridiplantae; Streptophyta; Magnoliopsida; Brassicales; Brassicaceae
Product: NADPH--cytochrome P450 reductase 2
Cellular component (GO): cytosol
Molecular function (GO): flavin adenine dinucleotide binding; FMN binding; NADPH-hemoprotein reductase activity
Source: RefSeq, a predicted model, not a curated record
CUUCUUCCUCAUUGUACUUUCUCUCUCAUAAGAGUCUCUCUCUCUCUCACCUACACCACACCUAACCAAAAACCUCCCAUUUACACAGAGAGAGAGAGAGAUCUUCACCAUGUCGUCCUCUUCUUAUUCUCCAUUCGAUCUCAUGUCCGCCAUCAUCAAAGGAGAGCCCGUCGUGGUCUCCGACCCGGCCAACGCCUCCGCCUACGAGUCCGUCGCCGCCGAAUUGAGCUCCAUGCUAAUCGAGAAUCGCCAAUUCGCCAUGAUUAUCUCCACCUCCAUUGCUGUCCUCAUCGGCUGCAUCGUCAUGCUCCUCUGGCGGAGAUCCGGCGGCUCCCCCAAACGCGUCGAGACGCUUAAGCCGCUGGUGAUCAAGCCGCCAAGUGAGGACGAGGUCGACGAUGGGAGGAAGAAAGUCACGAUCUUUUUCGGUACACAGACCGGAACUGCUGAAGGGUUCGCUAAGGCUUUAGGAGAAGAAGCUAGAGCCAGAUACGAGAAGACCAGAUUCAAGAUCGUUGAUUUGGAUGAUUACGCGGCUGAUGAUGAUGAGUAUGAGGAGAAGUUGAAGAAGGAGGAUGUUGCUUUCUUCUUCUUAGCCACAUAUGGAGACGGCGAGCCUACGGACAAUGCAGCGAGAUUCUACAAAUGGUUCACCGAGGGAGAUGACAGAGGAGAGUGGCUUACGAACUUGAAGUACGGAGUGUUUGGAUUAGGAAACAGACAAUAUGAACAUUUUAAUAAGGUUGCCAAAGUUGUAGAUGACAUCCUUGUAGAACAAGGUGCACAUCGUCUUGUACAUGUUGGUCUUGGAGAUGAUGACCAGUGUAUUGAAGAUGACUUUACCGCUUGGAGAGAAGCAUUGUGGCCAGAGUUAGAUACAAUACUGAGGGAAGAAGGUGACACAGCUGUUACACCAUACACUGCAGCUGUGUUAGAAUACAGAGUUUCUAUCCACAAAUCCGAAGACGCGUUGAAUGAGAAAAACUUGGCCAAUGGGAAUGGUCAUGCUGUGUUUGAUGCUCAGCAUCCUUACAGGGCAAAUGUUGCUGUGAGAAAGGAGCUUCAUACUCCGGAGUCUGACCGUUCCUGCACACAUCUUGAGUUCGAUAUUGCCGGAAGUGGACUAACGUACGAAACUGGAGAUCAUGUUGGUGUACUGAGUGAUAAUCUAAAUGAAACCGUAGAGGAAGCGCUUAGGUUGCUGGAUAUGUCACCUGACACUUACUUCUCCCUUCACUCUGAUAAAGAAGAUGGAACACCAAUCAGCAGCUCGCUUCCUCCUACAUUCCCACCUUGCAGCUUGAGAACAGCGCUUACAAGAUAUGCUUGUCUAUUGAGUUCUCCUAAGAAGUCUGCUUUACUUGCUUUGGCUGCUCAUGCAUCUGAUCCUACCGAAGCAGAGCGAUUGAAACACCUUGCUUCACCCGCUGGAAAGGAUGAGUAUUCAAAGUGGGUAGUAGAGAGUCAAAGAAGUCUACUCGAGGUGAUGGCAGAGUUUCCUUCAGCCAAGCCGCCACUUGGUGUCUUCUUUGCUGCUGUCGCUCCUAGGUUGCAGCCUAGGUUCUACUCAAUAUCAUCAUCUCCCAAGAUUGCUGAAACUAGAAUCCAUGUCACAUGUGCACUGGUCUACGAGAAGAUGCCAACAGGAAGGAUACACAAGGGAGUGUGUUCGACUUGGAUGAAGAGUGCUGUGCCUUACGAGAAGAGUGAAAACUGUUGCUCAGCACCGAUAUUCGUUAGGCAAUCCAACUUCAAGCUUCCUUCUGAUUCUAAAGUACCGAUUAUAAUGAUCGGUCCAGGGACAGGAUUGGCUCCUUUCAGAGGUUUCCUUCAGGAAAGGCUUGCGUUGGUAGAAUCUGGUGUUGAACUUGGACCAUCAGUUUUGUUCUUUGGAUGCAGAAACCGCAGAAUGGACUUCAUCUACGAGGAAGAGCUCCAGAGGUUUCUAGAGAGUGGUGCACUCUCAGAGCUAAGCGUGGCCUUCUCUCGUGAAGGACCAACCAAAGAGUAUGUACAGCACAAGAUGAUGGACAAGGCUUCUGAUAUAUGGAACAUGAUCUCUGAAGGCGCUUAUGUAUAUGUUUGUGGUGACGCCAAAGGCAUGGCAAGAGACGUUCACAGAUCUCUCCACACAAUAGCUCAAGAACAGGGAUCAAUGGAUUCGACGAAAGCAGAGAGCUUUGUGAAGAAUCUGCAAAUGAGUGGAAGGUAUCUAAGAGAUGUAUGGUAACGAAGCUGUUGAAGCCCCCACACACACUCACUGUGUACUUUAUUAUAAUUAUAUGUAUACGGCACAGAAAUGCCACAUUAUGAUGAUCAUGAAGUUUGUGAUCCUUAGAGGAAAUGAAUGAACCUCCUUUUUCCAAUUCGUAAUUUAGUUUUUAUAUUUGUUUUCAUUUACUUUUGAUGAUUUUAUUUUUUGAACUCUUUGUUAUAUAGCCACCAGAUAAAAUAAUGAAAAAAAUUGCAUAAGA